Thyridium curvatum is the source of this 1728-nucleotide messenger RNA. RefSeq lists its product as uncharacterized. The record is from RefSeq and is a predicted model, not a curated record. NCBI's taxonomy places the organism in Eukaryota, Fungi, Ascomycota, Sordariomycetes, Thyridiales, Thyridiaceae. Gene Ontology annotation, biological process: regulation of DNA-templated transcription; response to xenobiotic stimulus. The transcript has a single exon. The coding region runs from base 1 to 1728 and encodes 575 amino acids. Gene Ontology annotation, molecular function: DNA-binding transcription factor activity, RNA polymerase II-specific; zinc ion binding.
AUGAACUCCACCAAGCGCAAGCGCUCACGCCUGGCCUGCAAGCCCUGCCGAGAACGCAAGCGAAAGUGCGACGGCCAGGACCCCUGCGUCACAUGCACGGAAUGGGGCUACGACUGUCACUACGAGACCCCCAAGAGGCGGCGGGCGUCCUUCCACGCAGGAUCCCUCACCUCGCCCGUCUCCCAGACCGGCCAGGGACUCCACUCGGCUGCUGCCGGCGCGCCCAGCACCGUCGACUCCGACCACACCGGCCUCGUCCGCCAUCUCGAGGCGAACUCCGGCGCGGCCUUUGUCAGGAAGCUCGGCCUGAAGAUGGACCCCUCUGGGGCGCCGAGGCUCCAUCUCUUCGGCUGGAACGUCGGCGCGAGACAGUUGAAGACCUCUGAUUUCGUGCCGCCGACGACUUCUACUCUUUCCGUCGUCGAGAUCACGUCGCUCGAGCACAUGAAGUCCCUGGCCGGCUUCUACUUCGACAAGCUGGCCCCAUGCUACUGGUUCGUCGACAAGGAGCAGUUCUUGGAGCGGCUGGAGAUGCGCUGGAAGUCGACGGCAAUGACGCCAGACCUGUACGACGGAGUCCUCGCCGGCGUGGCGGCCCUCGGGUGCCUCUUCUCCCAGCGCAACGUCACCAUCACCGAGCUGCACCUGGUCCGCUGUGCCGCAUCUACCUUGGACAAUCACCACCUCGCCGGCCCUCCUUCUCUGGAUCUGCUCACCGGCUGGACCCUCCGGACGAUCUACCUCCGGCUCACAGACACACCUCACGCGACGUGGAUAGCCAGCUCGACCCUCAUGCACCUCGUCGAGGCGUCGGGUCUCCAUCCCAGGUCGCACUCGUCUGUGCUGCUCCCGAGCGCCCACGGCAACCCCGACAUCGAAAGAGGCCUCGUGUGUGUGGCGCACCAUCUCAACACAUGGGCCUCCUUCGACCUCGGCCUGUCCCGCGUCUUUGCGCAGUCCGACGACCUACCCUUGCUCCCCGCGCCGUCCAGCGCCUCGGACUACACGGCCGAAGUCAUGGGCCUCCUGCCCGUGUCCAUCAGCCUCGACCCGGGCCGGUCCAGGGACGAGGCCGAGCUGACGGAGAAACUGAUCAGGGUCCUCGGCAGCUCGCACACGCAGCCCCCCUCCGUGCUCGCGCAGUCCAACCUGACCCUCUGCAUCCUGCGCCGCAUCCACAGCCAGAACCUCGACAUCUCGGGCGACCUGGCCGAGCGCGUGCUCGCCCUGCUCAAGAAGGCCCUCGCCUGCGCCCGCCGCAUGGUCGCCGCGUGCUGCCCCUGGCACCAGGUCGCCAACGUGCCCUUCCAGAUCAUCUGCGUCCUGCUCGUGCUCGACACGCGCUCGUCCCUGGGCCUGCUGCCCGAGGCGAUGCAGACCGUCGGCCUCGUCGCGUCCACGUACCCGACCGACACCAUGCGCGAGGCCUACAGCACCGCCUGCCUGCUCGUCAUGCUGCACCAGCAGCGGCGCCGGCACGACGUGGCCGUCUUUGGCGAGGUGCUCGCCGUGCACCACCACCAGCCCGAGGCCGAGGUGCCUCCCUCCUCGCCGCCGGCGGACCAGCCCGCCCCCGCCGCCCCGAGCACGCAGGAGAAUAUGUGGCUCGAGGCGCUGGUCGCUGACUUCCCGGGCCUGCAGGGGGUGGAUCUUGACCAGUUCUUGAGUGCGGAUAUGGGGGCUGGCUUUCCCAUGAUUGGCGGCGUUCCGGAUGGGUCGGGCUUGUGA